Anolis carolinensis (green anole) is the source of this 3926-nucleotide messenger RNA. It is a transcript of the gene glo1, whose product is annotated as glyoxalase I. The transcript is spliced from 7 exons. Gene Ontology annotation, molecular function: metal ion binding; lactoylglutathione lyase activity. Bases 238 to 789 code for a protein of 183 amino acids. The record is from RefSeq and is a predicted model, not a curated record. NCBI's taxonomy places the organism in Eukaryota, Metazoa, Chordata, Lepidosauria, Squamata, Anolidae.
AAUCCAAGCUCUCUCUAAAUGUCAGAAUGGUAGCCAAUGCCAUAUCGACAUAGAAAGUAGGCUUUUCAAGAAGAAAAUUCUUAAGAGCGAGGUCAGGAGGGUGCUGCAAGGAGAGGCGUGGCCUGAAGAAGGCUGACCUCAUUUGCAUGCCUCGCCGCUAUUGGACAGGACGCGUUCCAUUUCGCCACUACAAGGCGCCUCGCUCUUUCGGGAGAAGGAAGGAUUCCGUGGGCCACCAUGUCCGAGCAAGCUGAGCUCAGCGGUCUCACGGAUGAAGAGGCCUACAGCGCCUGCUCGGACCCCCAUCCCAGCACCAAGGAUUUUCUGAUGCAACAGACAAUGCUGAGAGUAAAAGAUCCUAAAAAGUCACUGGAUUUUUAUACCAGAGUUCUUGGGAUGACCCUCCUACAGAAAUUUGACUUUCCUACCAUGAAAUUCUCCCUCUACUUCUUGGCAUAUGAAGAUAAAAAUGAUAUUCCAAAAGAUGCAAAAGAGAAAACUGCCUGGACAUUUUCCAGAAAGGCCACAAUAGAACUGACACACAACUGGGGCACUGAAAAUGAUGAGAAUCAGGCUUACCAUAAUGGCAAUUCAGACCCUCGAGGAUUUGGUCACAUUGGAAUUGCUGUUCCUGAUGUAAAUGCAGCUUGUAAAAGAUUCGAAGAGCUGGGAGUGAAAUUUGUAAAAAAGCCAGAUGAUGGUAAAAUGAAAGGACUGGCUUUUGUUCAGGAUCCUGAUGGUUACUGGAUUGAAAUUCUGAAUCCUAAUCAUAUGGUGACCCUAACUUAGAUUUGAAUUACUAUACCAUUAUAUUCCAUGAAGAAACUGAAGAUGGUUAUCAACAUCCUCCUUGAGAUUUUGAAUACUGGAUUAAGAAAAAAACAUUUAUAUAGUUAUUUAAAAGCCCAUUGAGCACAUACAAGUAGUUCCACAAUUUGCUUUCCCCUCCUCAGGCAGCAAAGUGUUUUGUGCCAGCCCUUCCAACUGGUCUCCAAAUAGUCUUGCUUCUAAGGACAAAGAACGAGUAAGCUCUCUGCUUCUCCAGUGUUCUUUUAGCUUAUGAGGAGCCAGUUUGCCAUUUUGCCUACAUGUAGCAAACCUGGGCUUGUUACAGGCUAUACACAGAGGUUUCUAAUUUUUUCUCUUCAUGCAUGAAGGAAGGAGGGCAAGACAUGGGACUUAUUGCCCCAUGGUCUCAUAAAGAAGUCAGAUCUGUGGCUUAUGGUAAUCAUGAUUAAGAUCUUAUACCUAUAGUUUAAGAUUCGAAAUAUACAGAAAGUAAACAAUGGUUUACAGUUUCUUGUCUUCUUUCUGUCUUUCAUUAGCAUAGAUUUUCACAAAUGCAUCAUGUGGUACAGCAGCCUUUUAAGAUAAAGCAACAGCCAUCAACUGUUAUGUAUCAAUGGUUUUUUGAAUUCAGAUGAAAUAACAAAUUAUAAUUAGUACAAAUCCUAACAGAGCUUGAAUAGAUUUACACACAGAAAUGCAAAGAAAUAAUUUGGCAUGGUAUCAGAAACCAAUAUUGUCUAGCAUUUUGAUUGGUUAGAUUAUUUUGUGUAGACAUCUUUAUUGUAACAUCCUUCUCAGGUCUGUCUAAUUUCAGAAUACUGUGCAGCUGUAAUCUCAUCACAACCCUAAAUAAAAUCUUUGAAAAUUUUGUUUAAAAAAUAGCUACAUUUUCUUUCAUUGAAUAUGCCUACAAAAUAGAUUUAGCUCUAACUGGCGAUGAGCUUUAGAGCUGUAAAUAUUAAAUGCUUGUGAGCAGAAAAAAAAGGUCUUGCUCUUUUUUCUUAUGCAAGAGCAAGGCAUAGUGCAGCUCCCAACGCUGUUUCUGCGGCCCACAAACUUUCCAGAUUCCAUUUGUCUUCCCCUCUCCUCCCCCCAAGAAGAGUGACCUUCCUAUCCUGGAAACUUCCAGGAACACUAAUUCACCUUGUAGUAAGAAUCAAAGGAAUGAAAUGGGUUCUGUUUAAACAUCUCUGGAAAAGGAGAGCCUGUCACCCACUGAGUCAAUCCACUUCCAAACAACUCUAUACGAUCAACCAUUUUGUCCUAAUGUUUAAGCAGAAUCUCUUUUUUCUAAGAUAUCACCCAGUGCCCAAGCAUUUGUACUGGAAAUGGUGCUUUUUAACUAGGUCAUACAUUAUAAAUCAAAGAUAAUUAUAUAUAAAUAAAUUGGAAUUGAGGAUGAGCAGUGAGAAUGCCAGGUUUCUGAUGACACCAAAUUGUUGACAGCAUUUGACUAAUCACAGGAUUGUGAAGAACACUUCAGAAAUUCUAUUCUAAUUGGGGUCAAUAGGUGGCAGGAGCUCCCUGUACUGUUUCACAUUUAAAAUACCUGUUUUUCCAAGCCACUGAUAGACUUUUAGUGAACUUCAAGGCUUGGGGAGAUGGGUUGGCAUUUUUGUCACUACACAUGAAUCCUGCUUGAUGCCAGAAGCAAAAGAACUAGUGUUUUUGCCCUUUGUAAUUGCCUAACCCUGAUAAAAUGGCAAGUCCCCAUGGAAAUGUAUCCCGCCUUUAUGCUUACUGAUAAGUCAAAUUAUUUUAUCACACAACAAAAAAAUCCAUGCAGUUCAUGAAAAUAAAAGGCUUAUAAGGGACUUCAUAUUAUCUAUUCAGAAGUUAAUCAUGGACAUUAGUAAUUUGUAAAUGUGCAUAGCAUUUUAACCUUCACCUGAGCUCACUAGGUAAUGCUCUUGGAAGAAAAACACUUGUUAGAACUGGAUAGGACCCCCUAGGGCCAUCUAGUCCAAUACACCAAGCUUUUGAAUACAUGGCAGUUAAAGGUGACAGGGACUGGCCCAUUCCCCAUGUGUUUCUUAAUUGGGAUCAGUGGUAGCAAACUGCUCAAAAAGGAAUAGAAUACUAUCUCUCUGCUUUUUAAGCAGAUAACUGAAGUCCUGAGAUUAGGCCAGAUGUGGUGGAAGCUCCUUCCUUGGAGACUUUUAAACAGGUUGGAUGGUCAUCAGUCUGGGGUAAUUUGUACUUUUCCUGCAUGAUGGGAUUGGACUAGAUGGCCUAUGUGGUCUCUUCCAACUCUUAUUCUAAUGUCAGUUACAUUUAUGUCCCUCCUUUCCACCAAUGUGCUCGAUUUGUGGUAUGCUACUAAGUGCAGACAAAGUUAGGUCAUUUUCACCACUCAUCACUUUGGGUGACAUUGGAAAGGGCACCAGAGUGGAGGGGGGAAGAGAAGGACCUGUCCCCUCCUUUUUCUCAUUCUCCUAUUGCCUCAUCUCUUCAGCAGGCAUCACUCCCAAUGAAAAGUGACAGGCAUGACCCUUGUCCCCCUUGCUGGCCAUCCUCACAGGGAGGGUGGGAUUGUGAGUGUCACUCGGUGUUGGGACACCUAUUAAAUGGUUAUGUCCAGCUCCAUCUCAGAACUGGUCCAACUGUUUAAUGAGCCCAAAGUUGCAAUUUGCUCUGAAUUUGGGGGAAGAAUUUGGAGCAAACCACAACUUUAGUUAAUGCAUUUUCACAUUCUGCUCCAUGCAUUGUUUGGCCACUGGCCCUUCAUGCAUAGUGACCCAUGCAGAUGUGGCCUUUAGUUGAUAUGCCAUGACUUUUUCAAGUGUGUGUGUGUGUUUUGGUAUAAAGUGUUACAUAUUGACUUAGUUUAAUGAUACAUAUUCUGAAUUGUAGACAUCUAAAACAUGGAUCCGUCACUUUUUGUUGUGAUAUAUUGUUUACCUAUGAUCUAUCAUUGAUUUUAAAGUGACAGUUGAGUUCUGGAUGUGUCUUGGUAUUCCUGAGGUUUACAGAUCUGACACAUGAGUCAGUAUUAAGAUCUGUGUUUAUGUAAGCACAUUUAGAUUGUGCAACACACACUUGGCCAAAUAAUCCUAACUAGUCUUAGAAAUGUGUGCAUUGUUAGCACUGCUUUAGAUCUUCUUUAUGGAUUCAAAUAAACUUAUUUUCAAGUUUAA